This is a messenger RNA of Sinocyclocheilus rhinocerous, 5868 nucleotides long. Its product is annotated as poly [ADP-ribose] polymerase 4-like. The record is from RefSeq and is a predicted model, not a curated record. Gene Ontology annotation, cellular component: cytoplasm. Gene Ontology annotation, molecular function: NAD+ poly-ADP-ribosyltransferase activity. The transcript is spliced from 36 exons. The coding region runs from base 25 to 5700 and encodes 1891 amino acids. NCBI's taxonomy places the organism in Eukaryota, Metazoa, Chordata, Actinopteri, Cypriniformes, Cyprinidae.
GUGUCUUUACUACACGCUGGCACCAUGACAGUGUUUGAAAACUGUACUGUUGUGUUAGAUGUGAAGAACCUGCCUUUUAACGAGAAGAAUAAACUGAGAUUAGCUCUUCUGGAGAAUGGAGGAAACAUCUCAUAUGUCAUCAACAAAGAGUGCUCUUUUGUAGUCACUAGCAGUGUGAAUGAUCUGAGCAGUAACCGGCAGCGCAGCAUCCAGAAGCUGCAGAUUCCAGUGGUCGGGACACAGUAUGUGUGGAGCUGUCUGGACCAAGGGCAUCUCCUGCCUUUGACGGAGCAUAAUUUGACCCCACAGCUGCCAUAUCCCGGCUCUGAAUUCCUCCCUGCUUCAGAGGUAAAAGUGUCAACACACGUACUAGGAAAAGAGAAGUUCAAAGGUCACCCUGAACUCCCAAAGACUGAAGCUGAGAUUCUUCAGAAGAGUGGACCCCGUCCUGCAAGGUUCAGAGUUUACAAAGAAGGCGACCAUGACCUGCCUGAAUUUCCUUCAUAUUUUCAAGUGGCCAAGUAUUCAGUUUUUGAGAGGGUCAAACCCAAGACUUUGUCUGUUCUGGAGCUGCAGAGUGCCAAAGGCCGAGCAGGCCAGCAGUAUCGUGUGUUGUGUUCAGUCUUGCGUGAAGCUGAGACCACAGUGGUUCAGGACAAGCUUGUGUUCUGCGUGACAUCUGAAGAUGCUGUGGAAGCAUAUCUGCAGCUGAUGAAGGAGAUUGGGACAGAGGGAUUCACAAAGACACACACACUUUCCCCUGAGGUUGAGCGCUUGGCAUCCUACAGCCUGCAGCAGCUGCUGUUGGAGGAGAAGCUGAACUGCAGCACAUUGUCACAGGAAGUUGGUGUCUUUGUGGAGCUGGUUUGGACUGAAGCUCUCGGUUCCCUUAAUAACAUCCUGACAGUCCCUGUCUCCAGAAUCAGCCUCAAUGACGUGAGCAGGGUGGAGGGAUUGUUACUGCAGGCACAAAAGACUGAGAAAGAGGAUGAAGUCAAAGCCCUGUUGGAGGAGGUCAACACUCUUCUGCCCCUCAGAAUGAUCGACCCUCCUUCCAAACACAAGCUUGUGUCUCAGAAACUGGACCUUUGUCAGCUGAUCAGAGAUAUUGUAAAUGUGAGUGAGGCCACUCUGGGAUGCCCCUCACCCUCGUCUCUGGGAAAAUAUCGAGCGCUGAGGUGCAGCAUUGAGGUUGUUCCACCACAAAACCCUGAGUUUCAUGUUAUCUCUCAACUGCUUCAGGACAGGCCUUUUCAGAUUCAGCAGAUACUGCGUGUCAGCAGAGGAGUGGAGCUUCAGUUGUUUAGGGAGGAUUUAGGCAACAUUAAACCCCUCCUCCACUCCACUAGUCCCAGCAGUUUUGUUGGAAUACUGUCACGAGGUCUGCUGCUGCCCAGGGUUGGAGUCGAACAGCAUGGAAUUGAGAGGACGGAUAUCGGCAAUCUUGGAGGAGGAAUCUACUUCAGUGACUCUCUGAAGACUAGUGUGAAAUACUCCAAGCCCAGUGUGACUGACGGCUCUCGGCUGCUGUUGGUGUGUGAAGUGGCGUUGGGUCGGUGUAAGGACCUGCUGAAGAAAGACACCACUUUGACUUGUGCUCCUGACGGCUACCACAGUGUACAUGGAGUCCGCCGCUCUCCCAACAGACUCUCUGAAUUUGAGGAUGAUGAGUUUGUCGUCUAUAACACAGAGCAGAUCAGACUGAAGUAUGUGGUGCUGUACAGUCUGGAGGGAGACGAGUUAAAAGAGUUCCAGCCUCAAAUCAACACUCAGCUCACACAGCUCACCGACACAACACCUGAUAUCUUGUCCAGUGAUGACAGUGAGGGUUUGGAGUCCAUUAAGAAUCCUCUGGAGGAGAUGAACGCAGGUUUGCUGGACAGCAGUGGUCAGAAACUUCCUCUACAGGCUGUCAAUGUGAGGUGCAAGCUGAUGGACCUGCUGUGUCAGGUCAUCAUAUUUCAGACCUACACAAACCAGAGUGCUGUUCCCAUUGAAGCAAAGUAUGUCUUUCCACUGGAAGAGAUGGCAGCAGUGUGUGGAUUUGAAGCCUUUAUCAAUGGAAAGCAUGUCAUUGGAAAGGUAAAGGAAAAGGAGCAGGCUCGUAAGGAGUACAAGCAAGCCAUAGAGAAAGGUCAUGGAGCCUACCUGAUGGACCAGGAUGCCCCUGAUGUAUUUACUAUCAGUGUGGGGAAUCUUCCUCCUGGAGCCACAGUUUUGAUCAAGGUGACGUUCAUCACUGAGCUGGUGGUCAGAUCAGGCUCUAUAGUCUUCUCACUGUCUGGCAGUGUGGCACCAUGGCAACAGAGAGCCGCCCUUAAUCAGACUACUCAGGCCACUGUUGACAAGAUUGGUGUGACAGAGCUUCAGUCAGAAGGGGAGUUUUCUCUGUCUAUGUCCAUUGAAAUGCCUUAUGAGAUCAUCAACUUAAGCUCUUCACACGGCAUCAAAACCAAGAGGACAGACUGUAAGGCAGUGAUCAGCACGUUACCGGGACAGACUCUGGGAUCUGAAGGAUUACAGGUGUCCUUCAGUCUUUCUAAUAUCCACAUGCCCAGGAUGUGGGUCGAGAACCAUCCGGAUAAAGAUAGUCAGGCCUGCAUGCUGGUGUUUUAUCCAGACUUUAAGUCAAGUGGGGUGUCCGGCUCUGGAGGUCCGUCCAGUGUGAGCGAUGUGGUCAUUCUUCUGGACUCCUCCAAGUCCAUGCAGGGAGACGCCAUGCUGAACGCCCGCAGGAUUGCCCUUCAAGUCCUCAAAUCUCUGCACCGCUCACUGAAGAUCAACAUCAUCUCUUUCAGCACUGAUUACAGGGAAGCUUUUCCUGCACCAGUGGGUUUAGAUGAGGCAUCUGAAGCAGCCAGAAAAUUUAUUAUGUCGUGUGGCGGCUCUGGUGGCAGCACUGAUCUGUGGCGGCCUCUCCGGAGCCUGAGUCUGCUGCCUCCCUGCCGGGGUGUGAGGAACAUCCUGCUGCUCUCUGAUGGACAUGUUCAGAACCAGCCUCUGACCCUACAGCUGGUCCGAGAAAACUCCUGCCACACGCGCCUAUUCACCUGCGGACUCAGCUUGACAGCUAAUCGUCAUAUGCUCAGAGCUUUGGCUCAGGCAGGUGGAGGAACAUAUGAAUUUUUUGACACAAAGAUGAAACACACUUGGACAGAGAAGGUGCGCGCUCAGGUUCAGCGUAUGGAGUCUCUAGGCUGCAGAUCAGUGGCAGUGAAGUGGCAGCAGUUUAACCCCACAGCGCCCCCUCCUGUUCAAGCCCCCUCACAGCUUCACGCCCUCUUCAGUGACUGUCACACUCUCCUAUACGGAUUUGUGCCACACUGCACUCAGGCCACACUGUUUGGUGAUUUGAGUGGACAAGAGAUCAAAACAAUGGUUUCCACCACAGAACUACAAAAGACAAAGGGAACUUUCCUUCACAAGUUAACAGCAAGAGCGAUCAUCAGAGACUAUGAAGAUGGCAUUCUAGCUAACAGUGAGGCAGAACACGAGGGGAAGAAAGCAGAGCUGAAGUCCUACAUCAUUGAGCUCAGUAAAGAGUUCUCCAUCUUGUCCCAUUUCACAAGCUUUGUCGCCAUUGAAGAGAGGGAGCAGAAUGAGCUUGACACUGGAUUUACAGAUUUUUCUAAAAUCAUAUCAGAGGAGGAUGUGGAUACUUUGCCAUAUAUGGGCUGGACUGAAGGGAAGCUGAAGGCUGUGCAUAUUAGCAGUGCUGAAGAAGAUGAUGUAUGGAUGAAGGGAAGCUGCUGUAGCUCCACAUCUGAAGAAAUUCUGGGUUGUGCUCGUGGAGCAGCCGAUUUUGAUGAUGAUGAUGAUUCAGAGGGUGGCUAUGGGUCUAUUAAUGAUUUUAUAGGACAAACAUCUGCAGCUUGCCCUUCUCCUUUUAGCUCCAGUAGCCCCUGGCGUCCUUCAGGUUUUGAAGGUAGAAUUGAGGCUGUCAAAGGCUAUGUGAAAACUAAAUUAGCUGUAGAUGCAAUGUAUCCCCCUUACCUUUCCAUCGAGCUUGGUGCAUCAAUGGCUGCUCCUAGUCCUAAACCCUUUUAUCUACAGGAAGAGUCAGUAGAACCUCUCACCUUGGCUAACAGACUUUCUCCUCCUCCUCCUUCUUUUGGUGCCUUCUUGAGUGACAGGCUUCCCCCUCCAGUUGCCUCCCAGGUUAAUGCCUCAAUGCCUCCUCUCUUUGACCUUCGCUGUAACUUUGAGGCAGUCGAAUCUCUCCCCUUAGAUUACAGCCUUGAUUCCCAGACAGGCACGGCUACCAUAGGUGCCUCAAUGGAUGCUCUUCGUCCUCCUUGCAUUCGUAGUCUCCGUCAAGAGUUAAUGGAACCUCUUUUCAAGACUCAACAGAUUUCUUCUCAUCCUUCUUUUAAUGCCAUGAUGUCCAGAACUGGCUCCUUGAAUGACAGACAUCUCAUUUCCCCUGCCACCCAGCUUUUUUCCUCAGAACCUCCUCACUCUUAUUCUAGUAGAUCUGAAUCAGGGGAAUACAUAGACUACGGACUUGAUUUCCAGAAAGAAAUGACUCCAAUAAUUUGCCCCAUGAGUUCUACCUUUUCCUGUGCCACAGAGAUCUACACCGAGCUUGACACCUCAACACGUACUCUCUUUACAGAUCCUCCUCAUCCUCCUCGUCUCGCAUCUCAGCCAUUCAUGUCUAUGACUCCAAGCCCUGCUCCCCCUCCUAUUUCUCGCAGGGUGGGUGCAUCUUUUUCCAGGAGGCGCAGGGCUGGCUUUGAUCAUCCUGUGUUGUCUGCACCUCCCUCUCUCCCUGUAUCUGGUGGCUUUGGUGGUUUCCUCCAAAGUACAAAUGGGUAUGUGGGUUAUGGUUCCUCAGCCACUGGACUCUUUGGAGCAUCUCUGGAACUGCAGAAAAAGGCACGACAAGAACCACUACAACGAAUAGCCGCUCUGACUUCUGAAGCUGCUACACACAGUGCCGCUUCCUCCCCGGCUCCCCCUCUUCCUGCUCCUUCUGUUCUCUUUGGUCAACCUACAGUUCCUGAGUUUGCUAUUGGCAUGUCAAAUGCCGUUGUAUUUGGUGGCACUACUGGUGUCCUGCAAAAGGCAGCUGAGCCUGAACAGUCUUCUGGUUUCUCAGUUUUUAGCUUUGGAGCAUCUCAGCAACAACAAAAACAUCCUGUGUUUUCUGCACCUGGCUUUCCUAUGCGUAGAGGGAAUAUGGGUCUGUCGCUUCCGGGAAAACCGAUGAGCAGACCAGACACAGUGGCCUGGAAUGGGCUGUUCGAACUUCAGCAUGAGGAUGGAUACUGGGAGUUGACUGACAGGCUGAGCAGCUUCCUCAACCUGGACGUAGACUUUUUUGCAAAUGUCUUCCUUCAGGAGAAAGGCAUCCGUUCUUUUGGUGUGAAGGCUCAUGCUGAAAUUCUGAGGCUGGUGGCGACUCUGCUGGUGCUGCAGCUGAUCCGGGUGAAGAAGCUGGAAUUGGGACGGCUGCUCGAGUCUCUCCUCCGACUAAAAGAGUCCCAGGAGCCCAGACCGAUGUACUGGGAGGCAGUGAAGAGGGCCGUGGACUGGGCCUGCCGGACAGACAGACAGUAUCCGUGUGUGUGCAGCAGGCUGGAGAUCGGCCGGGAUUGGGAAUCAUCUACACGUCAACUACUGGGCUGUGAUUCUCCACACCCAUAUUCCCCACUCAAACCUGUUCUAGAGAGACGUAUGGACAUAUUUGUCACGUAGAAACUUUUUGCUAGCCUUUUUCUCCCAAGACUAGAUCAAUGACUUGUAAUCAAAUGUCGCUGUGAUUUUUAGUGAAUGUAUGAACUAAUUUCUUCUCAAGUUCACACAGAUUUCCUAGCAGAGCAACAAACAGCCGUAGUUCAUCACAUUAACUAUGAUUAUGAUGCA